UAUACACGCGCCAUCAGCAGCACGCAAACGUGCAGUACAAGGCUCGAAUCAGCUGUCUGUUUUAAACGAAAUAUUUUGUAUUAAUCAUCUUUUUUAACGCGAUAUGGAUGACGAGGAAGAGACUUACAGACUAUGGAAAAUUAGGAAAACUAUAAUGCAGCUUUGCCACGAUCGUGGUUAUUUGGUGACGCAAGAUGAGCUGGAUCAGACUCUUGAUGAGUUCAGAAGCCAGUUUGGAGACAAACCCAGUGAGGGUCGACCUCGACGAACCGACCUCACUGUCCUGGUCGCCCACAACGACGAUCCAACCGACCAGAUGUUUGUGUUCUUCCCUGAGGAACCAAAGGUUGGCAUCAAAACCAUAAAGAUGUAUUGUCAGCGUAUGCAGGAAGAAAACAUCACUCGGGCCAUUAUUGUAGUCCAGAUGGGCAUGACGCCCUCCGCCAAACAGUCUCUGGUAGACAUGGCGCCAAAGUACAUACUUGAGCAGUUUCUUCAGCAGGAGCUUCUAAUCAACAUUACUGAACACGAGCUUGUUCCAGAGCACAUAGUGAUGACUAAAGAGGAAGUAACCGAGUUGCUGGCGCGAUAUAAACUAAAGGAAAGCCAGCUUCCCAGAAUUCAAGCUGGGGAUCCCGUCGCCCGUUACUUUGGCUUAAAAAGAGGCCAGGUUGUUAAGAUCAUCAGACCGAGUGAAACUGCUGGACGGUACAUCACAUACAGAUUGGUCCAGUAAUGCUUGUGAAGUUCAACGCUUUCUCCAA
Messenger RNA from Rhinichthys klamathensis goyatoka, 764 nucleotides. It is a transcript of the gene polr2eb, whose product is annotated as RNA polymerase II, I and III subunit E, b. Gene Ontology annotation, molecular function: DNA-directed RNA polymerase activity; DNA binding. The record is from RefSeq and is a predicted model, not a curated record. Lineage: Eukaryota; Metazoa; Chordata; Actinopteri; Cypriniformes; Leuciscidae. Gene Ontology annotation, biological process: DNA-templated transcription. Gene Ontology annotation, cellular component: RNA polymerase III complex; RNA polymerase I complex; RNA polymerase II, core complex. The coding region runs from base 104 to 736 and encodes 210 amino acids. The transcript is spliced from 8 exons.